AUGUACCUCUUGGACAGAGAUCCAUUAUGGAGCACCCUGAAGCCAUACGAGCUCAAGUUCGACCCUCCACCGGGAUUUCCUAAAUCCAACGCCGUACCGCGCAAAAAUGAUGGAAUAGUAGUGAAAGAUAUCCGGGGAAGGGAGGCCGACUUCUCUAUUGAGAAGAAUGGUUUUGCGAUUAUGGGUGUGGACUCUGAUAUCACGGUGCAAGAUUUCGUACGAUGUGACGGCGACGAGCUGGCGAAGCGGUACUUCAAGCCCCUCGCGGAUACAUUGAAGGCGUUUCUUCGUGCUGAUAGAAUCCAAAUCAUCGAUUUCAAGGUCCGCAAGAGCCACCCCGACUUUCCCAUUUCAACGGGCGAGAACUACGAAUUCUCGCAGCCUGCUACCCUCCUCCAUAUUGAUACGAGCCCGGCGACGACUACUGAACUCGUCUCUCGGUUUAAUCCAGAGUCCCCGGAACUGCUCACCAGACGGUAUCAAUAUGUAAACGUCUGGAAGCCUCUGACUGGCCCCGUCCGGAGCUGGCCCCUCGCUGUUUGCGAUUCUUCGACAGUCAAUGCCGCAAAAGAUUUGCAAGCCCGUGAUAUCGUCUUUCCCGACGGAGCGCUGGAGACUUUCCAGGUCCACCCUUCAUCCGCGUAUAAGUUCUACUACUUGUCACAGCAGCAGACCGACGAAACGAUGGUCAUGCCACAGUCGGAUUCUGCAGGGCUUACCGGGGUGCCGCACACCGCUUUCCCGAAUCCGUGGGCGGCAGGCGAGACUGGAGGCCGGGAGAGCAUUGAAAGUCGAGCCCUUGUCUACUACAAGGAUUAA
Molecule: messenger RNA, 819 nt
Organism: Didymosphaeria variabile
Lineage: Eukaryota; Fungi; Ascomycota; Dothideomycetes; Pleosporales; Didymosphaeriaceae
Exons: 5
Coding region: 1-819 (272 amino acids)
Molecular function (GO): oxidoreductase activity
Source: RefSeq, a predicted model, not a curated record